UAGCUCCCACUUAGCAAUCAAGUUACAUAAUCUACAAAAAGAAUUUGACAAGGCGAUUCAAAUGACAAAAAAGUCAUUCAAAUCAAGUGAUCUCCCUGUAAUCAUUGACUACCUCCAAACACAUGUAAUGUCUCUACUUGGCCCUAACAAAAAACUGCAAACAACUGCUGAAGCAGUUAAAGAAGAGUUUGAAUGCAUUGAAACAAAAUCAAAACUAUUCACUGCACUACAAGACAAAUACAUAUCAUGGUUCAACUAUAAACUAAUGAUAAAACUUGUUGGAGUAUGUCUACCAGAAAAUUUUUCGUUAAAAAGAUGUUGGUCAGAUUAUGAAGAGAAGUUAAAGGAUUAUUUUAUAAACAGUGGUGGACUAUUGAAAAAUGCUGAUGCUGUACAGUUUGGUGUAAAAGGUGUUCCUCCUGGUACACGAGUAAUGAUUGCUAAAGUUGACAGAGAUGACUACACACUGGAUGACAUAUUCUUCUUUGGUAGAGCAAUACCAAAAGGUUUGGAUAUUCCUAAAUAUGAUCUUCACUUCAGAUUCAUUCACUUGAAUUCCCUCUGUUUGGAAUAUCUUAUUCCUGAGUAUCUUUAUUCUUUAUUAUUUCCUCUAACUACAAAGCUACAGCAACAGUUAGCUAGUAUUGGUAUCACUGAACUAACAUGUGGUGAAAAUAAAUAUGAUCUAAGAGAGUUCUCAAUAGAAGAGGUUAAGUACUCAUCUACUGAUAUUGGUGCUUCUUUAUCAUUGUUAGCUUGUCAAAGUGGAGAGUUAGCAUUAGUCCACAAGCUUGAAUCAUUAAACCUCUUCUUAAAAUAUUCCUCUGAUUUUUAUGGACUCAACAUAUUGCAUUACUCCUCUAUGAGUAAUAAUGUUGAUCUUUUUAAAUAUCUUGUAAAUCGAUUUCAAUUAUUUAUUGGUGUGAAAGAUAGAGAUAAUAGGACACCACUUCAUAUUGCUUCGUGGUAUGGUUCAUCAAUAGUUGUUGAGUAUAUUUAUAAUCUCAAUGCUAAUGAUACUGAUUAUAAUGGUCGUACACCAUUAGUCUACUCCUGCUUGUCUGGUAGUAUUAGAUCUGUUAAAUAUCUUCUUAAUAAUCAUAACAGUGAUCCUAAUAUCACUGAUGAUGAUGGCAUGACUUGUCUUCAUCAUUCUUGUCGUAAUGUUGAUAAGAGUGGUCUGACUGCUUUACAGUAUGCUUCAGUGUCUCUUAACUUAACUCUUGUUAAAAAAUUGAAAACUACCUCUAAGUUAGAUCCUCAUCAAGCUGACAGUAAUGGUAAGCUACCAAUUCAUUAUGCUGCUCAAUCUGGUGAUAUUUUACUACUGGAAUUAUAUGUGAAGGAUUACAAGUGUAGUCUGAGCCUAACAGAUAGCAACGGUUGGAAUAUAUUUCAUUUCUCGUCAUUCGAAGGUCACACUCACUUUAUCAAACAAAUCACGUCUCAGUAUCCUCAAUACAUUAGUUUACUACAUUCUACUGACAAUGAUUAUCAUAUUCCAUUGCAUUUAGCUUGUAAUAGUGGUAAUAUUCAAUUGGUCGCAUUUCUAAUUAAUGAUAUAAAUUGUGAUGUCAAUGCUAAGAAUACACGUGACAAUACAUGUGUCACAUUUGCCUGUUUCUCAGGUAAUCUUGAUUUAGUACAAAUAUUAAUACAACAGUAUAAACUUGAUCCUUUAGCUGUUGAUAAAUAUGGUUUCACAGCAUUGCAUGCAUCAGCACAGACCGGUCAUACUCAUAUACUGGAAUGGUACAGUCAGGAGUAUAGUGUGGAUAUUACUAAUCACACUGACAAUAACAAGUACACAUUAGCUCAUUCAGCUGCUUAUAAUGGUAAGCUACAUUGUCUACAGCAACUGAUCAACAAGUAUCAGUGUGAUGUUAAUGCCACUACUACUGAUACUGGUACUACAGUUCUUCAUAAAGCAUGUGAAGGAGGCCAUGUUCCUGUUGUAUUUUAUCUCACUAGUCUUCCUCUGUGUAAUGUAGCAGCUAAGACUUCUAAUGGAUCGACAGUUCUUCACAUUACCUGUGAGUACAGUGACUCUCUUCCUAUACUCAAGCAUCUGGUAGAGAAUCAUCAAUUAGAUUUGUGUGCUGUGAAUGAUGAGGGAAUGGCUCCUAUUCACUUAGCAUGUAGUGAGGGAAGAUUGAACUUGAUCAAGUACAUUAUAGAACACAUACCAUCAUCACUUGAACUACCUCACGGUAAGCAUGGUCGUACUCCAUUCCUUAUUGCAGUGUACUUUAGCCAGUUAGAAGUUAUCAAAUAUCUUAUUAGUAAGAAGUGUAACGUAUCAGCUACUGAUGAUGAAGGGUCUGGAGCAGUUCACAUAUCUGUAGAAGGUCACUUGAAUGUAUUGAAGUAUCUCAUUGAUAACAAUUACUGUAAUCCUAAUGCAACCAAUUAUCAAGACCGUACACCACUGCAUGCUGCUGUAGCAGCUAAUGAAUUUGAAAUAUUAGAAUAUUUACUGAGUAAGAGUAAACCCUCAAUGAGUGUUGCCUGGUUACGUGGGAUGAAGUGUUUAUUAGACAGUCCUCAUCACAUAUACAAUAAUCCACAUAAUGCUGUACUUAUUAAUGUACAAGAUAAAGAUGGUAAUACACCAUUGCAUCUUGCUUGUCAGAAAAAAAAACAGAAGAUGGUAUCACUAUUACUAAAAGCCAGUCUGUCUAACAAUAACUUAUUAAUUACUAACAAGAAAGGACAGACACCAUUACACUUAGCAGUUGCCUCUGGUCAUAAGGAUACCGCUGAAGCUUUACUGUUCUCAGUCACUGGUAGUUCUACUCAUCAUGAUCUCCUUACAGCUACUGAUAAUGAAGGAUCUACUGUGUUUUAUACAGCUUGCAGUCAUGGCUAUAUUGAUGUGUUUUGCUAUUUAUCCAAUAUUUAUCCUCAAUGUGUUAAUGUAAUGGAUAAUACAGGACGUGGUUUACUUCAUGCAGCAUGUGAGAGAGGAGAUAUUGGAGUAGUAAGAACACUAAUUGAGACACAUGGACUGGAUCCUUUAGCAGAAGAUGAAGAUGGCAUCACCUGCUUACACUUACUAGCAGAGAGAAAGAGAGUUUAUAUGUACCAGUAUUUGGAACCAAACAUUGUCUCCAAUCCAGUACCUAAGGACAAGUCUGGUCGUACUCCUCUUCAUUAUGCUUCUCGUUCUGAUAAUAUUGAUAUGGUACAUUAUCUCAUAGAGACCUUCCCCUGUACUCCUGAUGAUCCUGAUAAUAAUGGAUACACUUCAGUUCAUGGAGCAUGUGAAGCUGGUAGUAUGGAGUUAGUACAAUACUUUUUAACUGAUCUCAAAUGUAAUGCACUAGCUGAAACUGACGAUUGUAAAAGUCUAUUUUAUUUUGCUAGUAAGAGUUCUAAUUUAGAGCUUGUUUGGUUUUUAAUUAACGCAUUUGGUUUAAAACCUCGUCCACUUGUGAUGUUGAAAUAGCUUAAUCAGUUAAUCCUGAUUCAUUAGUAGUUAACAUUUUAAUUUUUUUUGGAGCAAAACAAAGUUGGCAUAGAUGUUAUGAAAAACCCAAAAGGCACACAGAUUGACUAACAAGGACAAGAUUAUUAUUGUAAACACCGUUGUACUUAUCAUCAUCUUACCAUCUAAGUCAA
Messenger RNA from Amphimedon queenslandica, 3621 nucleotides. RefSeq names its product serine/threonine-protein phosphatase 6 regulatory ankyrin repeat subunit A-like. Gene Ontology annotation, molecular function: protein binding. NCBI's taxonomy places the organism in Eukaryota, Metazoa, Porifera, Demospongiae, Haplosclerida, Niphatidae. The transcript has 5 exons. The record is from RefSeq and is a predicted model, not a curated record. The coding region runs from base 62 to 3448 and encodes 1128 amino acids.